Molecule: messenger RNA, 3791 nt
Organism: Erythranthe guttata (spotted monkey flower)
Lineage: Eukaryota; Viridiplantae; Streptophyta; Magnoliopsida; Lamiales; Phrymaceae
Molecular function (GO): microtubule binding
Source: RefSeq, a predicted model, not a curated record
AUCUACUAGCUAAAACCCUUGCAAAAAAUCUGAUGUGUUUUAUUCUUUUUAUAUUUUAUUUUCAAAUUUCAGAGUAACGGUUUGGGAAGAUGGCGAAUUACCUCGGCGAUUAGCGUCACGCGCUUCCUCGGUUACAUUCCCGCUCACCCUCACUUUCAAACCCUCUUCACAGACUUCAGAUUUUCAGGCUACUUUUCCCUGAACAGCUAGAGAAUUUCCUUACAAUAAAGCUCAGAUAUAAACAUUGUCUCUUUUAUGAAUCAUUUCUUAACUUUAUCACCUUCGUUCCGUCGAGACGCCACUAGAAGAGGAAAAAUAUGCGGUCUGAUCUGAAAAUUCGAACCACCGUCAACUCCACCGUAUCUGCUCUACCAUCCGAUGCUUUAGAAAAUGUUUUGGAUUCAGCAAGCCCUUGCUGUGCAUCUAAUAAAAGUAACUGUUUCAAAGAGAAUAUCAAUAUAAACAAAUCUGAAACCCCAAACCUUUCUCUGGAGCCAUUUCAAAUGAAAAGGAAGAAAAAGGGAGGGGGGUCUAAUUUGCGGAAAAGCCUAGCAUGGAACAGAGCCUUUUUCACUGAAGAAGGUGUUUUGGAUCCCCUAGAACUCUCUCUCAUUACUGGUGCGUCUUGUAGAGAAGGAUUGUCUUUCAUCGAUGAAGACACUGGUGGUGGUUCUCUGCUGCCUAUGAAACUAGAAAAUGAUAUAGUAAAAGAACUACAAGAAGAAGAUUUGAGUAAAGAUAGAAAGAAGGACUUGUCAUCAUCAAAGCUUGAUUCAUCUUCAUCUAACUCUACCACAUCAACUUCUCUGACUCCAAACAAAGUUCCAACACGUGGUGGUACCAAACCCGGGUCGAGAUUUAGUGACUGUCCUCGACCUUUACCUUCAUCAUCAUUAAAAAGGCCUGCAAUGGUAAAUGUUGGCAAAGCUGCAGGUAAGGAUUUAAAACUGCCGAAAGUUCCUGGUUCAAAGCCAAGUAUUAGCUCAAUUUGUGGAACAACUAGGAGUACUAUACUCAGAGCAAACUGUGUGAAGCACAAUCAAAUUACUACACCAUCAGGAUCAAAGAGCUUCUCUAAAAGUCUCAAGAACACCCAAAAUGAAUCAAAAGCUAGUUCUCUGCGAGCAACCCACUAUUCAGAUGGAAAUUCAGACAACUCAUCGUUCAGAAGACAUUCAUCCGUCAAUACGAGUCCACUACUGGUUCAAAAAGCCAACAAUUCAGGUUCAGAGAUGAUUUCAAGUAGUUUGACUGCAGCGAAGCCAGUGAAUUCAUCAGAGGGCCAACGUGAAUCUUUAAAUUUUGCAACUCCUCGGAAUGCUCAUGUCAGGGAUAUGACUAUUCCUUCACACAAUCAAGUGAUGAAGCCAUCGGGUUUGAGAAUGCCGUCACCAUCUUUAUCAUUUUUCAGUCAGCCUAAACCUUCAGUCUUCUGCGACUUGUCAUCGAGAGAUACAGAAGCAGAUGUUCGUGGGUCUCGUAAACCUGAAAAUCCAAGGUUGCACGACAGCUUUAGAAGAACACCCAAGACUGAUAAUAAAAUCCCAGAGAGUAUAACUAGUGUUAGUAGGGCCAUAAACUUCAGAUCAGAAUGUAUAGUAUCACCUCAAGUCAGUGCUGCGGAUAUACUUAGACCAGACUUGGAUCCGAACUCUGUGCAGAAAGGGGCAGUGAAAGUGCUUUAUGAUGUUCCCAAUCCUGAACCAAUAGGUUAUAAACUUUUUGAAGACAACAGUUACGUUUUUGAUGCACAGAUGCAAGAUCUUCCCAAAGAAACUAGAAUAGGAAGGGUAUCUCACAAGGAGGCAAAAUUGCAGAAGAUAGACAUUGAAAUGCCCUCAGAAAGUGGAAGGCGUGAACAAAUGAUGGAUGAUAGUAUUUUUCCAGAAUUAAGGUUGGAACAAAAGUAUGCUAUUCACGAGUCUGAAACAACAGGUGCAAUUGAUGAUGCACCUAAAGAAAAAAAUAUGUGCAACUCUUUGGUCUUGAAUCAUGGUGCUGUUAUUGGGACACAAUGUGAAGAUGCACUUCACCACAAAGUUCAGAAUUCGAAGCUAGAUUGUCGUGAGCCUCGCAAGGAGCAGACUGACCCAUUCGAAUAUUGUCUUGACAAGACUGAUAUGAACACUGAUAAAGAUAAGUAUGUUCUGAAGUCAAACGACAGAGCUAGUGAGCAACUGGGUGUGUCCAAGCUGAACAGAAGUUCUUGCAGUAGAAGUGCAAGCAGUGAAGCUUCAGAACACAGCGGACCCAUGGCAGAAAGUACAUAUUCUGGGUCCAAGCAUCUAGAUGCAGAUCUUUUAAAAGAAGCAUCUUUUGUUGAGGUGUUAGCUGAUGGUUUACGGGAGGGAGAGACCCAUAUGCAGAAUGCUGUAUUCGCUUCGACUGUCAGAGGCUGUAAGAGUAAAAGCAAUUUAGUUUCAGAGGUUGGAAAAGAUUUGGUGGUUCAAGAUACUUGUCUUAAAGUUGAAAUGGAGUUACAGGGAAGUAUUGAGCUGAAUACAACUGACGGGUUGCCGCUUGAGAAACAAACAUGCCUUCAAAAUUCCCAGCAAGAAGAAAAUGUUUUAUCUAUAUUCCUGGACAGAAAACAUGGAAACAAAGUGAUUGACACUCAGAUGACAAGCUCUAAGUCACCACAUGAAAUGCAUGACUCCGAGUUUGAUAAAGACAAGAUGAUCAGUCAGCCUCUUAUAUGCACAGAGUUCGAUUACGUUGGUAAUCCUGUUUCAUGUGAAAGCCCUACUAGUUUAAUUAACUCGACUUCCAAUCACGAGGCCAAACACAAGGGCAUCAUCACUAAUGAUUCAUUUAGCGGUCAUGCUAAUGAAAACUUGCCAGACAGUCUUCAUCAGGGCAGCACUCGGAGAACAGAAAUUGAUUAUUGCAGUUCGUUUACUGAAAGCACGACUGGUGAAGUGUCACAGAAGAAUACUUCUCGAAAGAUGGCAGAGGUGGGGCCAAUUAUAGUAGAUGGUUCUGCGAGCAAUUGGUCAACUAGCAGUAUGUCAGUAAAGGAAUGUGAAUCUGACAUGGACAACUUUACAAAUAUACAAGACUCGGGUACUGCGCUGGUGCAGUCACCAGACAGCAAUACGUUGACUGAAUGCUGCUCUAACCAAUCAGAACUGUUGGCAUCACCUACCGCCGAAUUUGUAGAUGAAAAGCUUGUACAUAGUGAUGAGAGAUUGCAUGUUGAAAAUUACUUGCAGACAGAGAGCCCUGCUGAUGUGUCCUAUGAAGAUAAUGCAUUGGAGAUUCCGGAAGAUUCUGUUACAGGACAAAAACAAAUAUGCUCAAGCAUUUUACGAAGUUCCAGUGUUUCUGAAAAUGAAGCUGUAUCAGCGCCGAACAACGAACUCGGGGUUGGUCUUAAUGAGAGAAGUUCCUUGCUUGUUCCUCCGCAAAAUGCUGUUCCGUUUUCUGAUGAAUGGUUGGCUGCCAUUGAAGCAGCUGGAGAGGAUAUUCUGACCAGAAAGGGUGGGGCGGUGCAAAACUCACCCCCUGACAAAUCGCUACCCGAGCCUAGUCCAUGGUCUCCGGUGAGGAAGAAAAACAAUCAGAUUGGACCAUUUGACUGUACGAAAUACAACAACGUCGACCCUUCCGACUCUUAACUAAAUCAUAAGGUUUGUGCAUGCAAGAUUCAUUCUUUCGAUUGUAACCCUCGUUACUGAUCUAGGAACAUUCUACAACAUUGGUUACCACUAUUGCUCUUUCCUCAUCAAGAAUAAAUCUUUCGAUUCACAAACAGUUGGACCUUUAAAAUAAUUAUUGGAAAUUAUGCUAGU